Molecule: messenger RNA, 3175 nt
Organism: Oryza brachyantha (malo sina)
Lineage: Eukaryota; Viridiplantae; Streptophyta; Magnoliopsida; Poales; Poaceae
Product: molybdenum cofactor sulfurase
Exons: 22
Coding region: 361-2832 (823 amino acids)
Biological process (GO): Mo-molybdopterin cofactor biosynthetic process
Molecular function (GO): pyridoxal phosphate binding; molybdenum cofactor sulfurtransferase activity; molybdenum ion binding
Source: RefSeq, a predicted model, not a curated record
CCAAACCAAGCCGGAGUGCGUGAGCCAUUACGUCGUCGCGCCGCUCGCCGGUCGCCUCCCGCCGUCGCCGUCGUCGAAGCCACACGCCCCGCCUCUAUUUUUCAAUCCUCGGAGAGACCAAUCCCCAUCCCCACCGCUCUCUUCUGAGUCCCUCCAGCUCCACUCCACGUCUCCCACCAUCAACCAACGCGGUCCACGCCACGCGCGAGGAAUCCCACAAAUCUGGACAAACACCCUGCUCGAGCCCCUCUCCACUUGAUUCCCUUACCCCGCCUCCCGUCGAAUCAUGCGUUCGUGUUCGAUCGGGGCUGCUCUGAUUUCGGUCUGAGCUGUGGAGAUUCUUCCAGUUGAGAGUGAGGGAUGGAGGUGAGCAAGGAGGAGUUCUUGAGGCAGUUCGGCGGCGACUAUGGCUACCCGGACGCGCCCAAGGGCGUCGACGAGAUGCGCGCCACGGAGUUCAAGCGGCUUCAAGGGGUGGUGUACCUGGACCAUGCCGGUGCGACGCAAUAUUCAGAGGCGCAGAUGGCAGAUGUCUUGAAAGACCUUACAUCCAAUGUUUAUGGAAACCCACAUAGUCAGAGUGAUUCAAGCAUGGCUGCAAGUGAUGUUGUUACUGGUGCACGCCAUCAGGUUUUAAAAUAUUUCAACGCAUCUCCCAGAGACUACAAGUGCAUAUUUACCUCUGGGGCAACAGCAGCUCUGAAACUUGUUGGUGAAUGUUUUCCAUGGAGUAGAGAAAGCUGUUACAUGUACACGAUGGAGAAUCACAAUAGUGUACUUGGGAUAAGAGAAUAUGCUCUGAGUAAAGGAGCUACUGCCAUGGCCAUUGAUGUUGAGGAGGUGGUUGAUCUGGCAAAGAACCAUGGAAGUGAUAGUUCGUAUAAGAUUUCAAGACACUCAAACCAAAGAAGAGGCAAAGAUGUGCUUUCAGACAGUUGUCAUAAUGGAAGCUUUUCAGAUAUUUCAGGGAACACUUGGAAUAUAUUUGCAUUCCCAUCAGAAUGCAAUUUCUCAGGACAAAAGUUCAGUCUGAGCUUGGUUAAGCUCAUCAAGGAAGGAAAAAUCCCAUUGCAGCAGCAGGAUAAAUGGAUGGUUCUGAUAGAUGCUGCAAAAGGAUGUGCUACUGAACCACCAAAUUUAACUUUAUAUCCCGCUGAUUUUGUUGUCUGCUCCUUCUACAAGAUAUUUGGCUAUCCAACUGGUCUUGGUGCUCUAAUUGUAAAAAAUGAGGCUGCUAAUCUUUUGAACAAGACAUACUUUAGUGGAGGAACCGUAGCUGCUUCAAUUGCUGACAUCGACUUUGUUCAAAAAAGAAAGAGUAUUGAACAAGUUCUAGAGGAUGGAACAAUCUCGUUCUUGAGCAUAGCUUCUCUCCGACAUGGGUUUAAGAUUGUCAACAUGCUUACUACCUCAGCAAUCAGACGGCAUACCACAUCCCUUGCAAAUUAUGUGAGAAAGAAAAUGCUGGACUUGAAGCACAGCAAUGAGAUAAAUGUUUGCACAAUAUAUGGACAGCAAGCUUCCAAGGUGGAAGGUCUGAAGAUGGGCCCAACAAUCACAUUCAAUUUGAAAAGAGAAGAUGGCUCCUGGUUUGGAUACCGUGAGGUGGAGAAGCUUGCUUCCUUGUUCGGGAUUCAUUUGCGUACUGGCUGCUUCUGUAAUCCUGGCGCUUGUGCUAAGUAUCUUGGCCUGUCACAUUCAGAUUUAGUUUCUAAUUUUGAGGCUGGGCAUGUUUGUUGGGACGAUAAUGACAUAAUAAAUGGAAAGCCAACUGGUGCUGUCAGGAUAUCGUUUGGGUACAUGUCCACAUAUGAAGAUGCAGAGAAAUUCCUGAAGUUCCUGCAGUCUUCUUUUGUCUCCCUACCAGUGCAAUUCAACAACGGGUACAUGUUGAAUAUGAACAGUCUUAACUUAAUAGAUAAUUCGAGUCAAAAGGCUGUUUCAGAUAUUCACUUGAAAUCCAUAACUAUUUAUCCCGUGAAAUCGUGCCAAGGAUUUAGUGUGAAGAGUUGGCCACUAACCACUGGUGGACUAAUGUAUGAUAGAGAAUGGCUUCUCCAAGGGGCAGGAGGUGAAAUUUUGACACAGAAAAAGGUGCCAGGGUUGGGCUCUAUCCACACAUUGGUAGACCUGGAACUUGGGAAGCUCUUCAUAGAGUCUCCCAUGCGUGGGGAUAAAUUGCAAAUCUCUCUUGAGAGUUUGGCUGAUCUAAGUGAAGAAGUAGAUGUAUUUGGUCAGAGGUACGAGGUGCAAAGUUAUGAUGUCAAGGUAAAUACAUGGUUCAGUGAAGUUAUUGGACGUACUUGUACCUUGGUGAGAUGCUCAAGUUCCAAGUACCGUUCUCGUACAUAUACUGGCUUGAGAGAUCGUCCAUGUAGGGAUACUCAAAGCAAACUUAACUUUGUUAAUGAAGGACAACUUCUACUAAUAUCAGAAGAAAGUGUCUCUGACCUCAAUAGUCGGCUAAGUUCAGGCAAAGGGGACUGUAAGAAACCGUUGCUUGUUGAUGCCAUGAGAUUUCGUCCCAACAUUGUCAUCUCUGGGCCGAGUCCAUACAGUGAGGAUAACUGGAAAAAGCUUCAAAUUGGAGAGGCCUGUUUUACGUCCAUGGGUGGUUGCAACCGCUGUCAGAUGAUCAAUCUACAGCAGGACUCUGGGCAAGUGCUCAAAUCAAAGGAACCGUUGGCCACUUUAGCGUCAUACAGGCGAAAAAAGGGCAAGAUUUUGUUCGGCAUCCUGCUGAAUUAUGAAGACAAUAUGGAUGGAGAAAAUGAGAUUUCUACAGAGAGAUGGGUCCAAGUGGGGCAACAAGUGUACCCUUUUGCGGAAUGACCACGAGUACAUAUAUGGUGAUGGUUGUAGGUGAAUACAGAACAUGUCGGCAUACAGAGCAUUUUCAUAUUUUCCAAUGCAUAAAAUGGAGCAAGUUUAGUUAGGUGAAUACAGAAUAUACCUUCACAUGUAUCACAUAUGUAGUCUUCGAAAUGCCUUUUAUCUGUAACAUAAAGUGGCGGUAAGCCCUACCUCAGACAAAACGAAAUGAUUGUAAAGAAAAAUGUAUAGGCGAAGUAUGGUUCAGAUUUCACAUAUCCUAAUGAUCACUGUUUCUGUCAUUCUGGUGCGCACAGGGUACUAGUCCUAUUAGCAAUCCUGACACACAAAUUGAUAAUAUUUG